AUGACCACUAUGACUCAGCCAUUUGACCUUAACCAAUUCCACGAGUCCCUGGAUAUUCCCUUUCCAGCUGCUACUAAACAGAUUGCUGGGACGGUCAAGGGGAUCCAAACAGACGUCAUGUCAGUUGGCUUCAGCGACAAGAUCUUAGUCACCAUUUCCCAGAAAGGCCGGCUCAAUCAUUGGCUACAUGUACCACUAGAGAACAGGAAUCCAGGAACAGAUGGAUUGCAUACAAUCUCAGAAGCGACAGAUGAUAGUCUUCUUCCAAUUACCAACUUGACCGCGACAACACUGUUAGGUGGCCAUGCCCCUGGACAAGAUAUCAUUGGUCAGCUGUAUGCUCGUCAGAUUGCGAGUGCUAUUGCUACCAAGUCUCCAGGCGAAAAGAGAUUACUUGUUGUCGGACUGGGGCUCGAGACCACUGAUGUUGACCAAGAUGCGUUCUUUGACAUCAUUGAUCUUGCCCUUCAGUGUAUAUGA
This is a messenger RNA of Monascus purpureus, 480 nucleotides long. The record is from the annotation of a GenBank genome assembly. Lineage: Eukaryota; Fungi; Ascomycota; Eurotiomycetes; Eurotiales; Aspergillaceae.